GAUAACUAUUUUACAAUUUUAUCAGUCUUAUUUAAAAAAAUCAUUCGGUAAAAUGCGACGUUGGCGUUUUUAUAGUUUUGAAACAGCUAGUACCUAACAUAAUACAUAACACAUGGGAUAGGUAGUGCUUGUGUUACUUUAAUAAUGCAGAUAUUACAUUAAUAGAUACGGUGUAGCUAAUUGUAUGCAUAAAGGUAUGCAUAGAGGUGGAGGUGAUCUUGUCAGCUGUUAUGGUAGAGCCUUUGCCUGGGACUUCAAAAGAUCUAGAUUCUACACAAGUUGUUCUGCAGGGUGUUGAAUCUCUCUCGACAAGAAAUAUUGAAUUUUCAACUUCAGAAACGUCAGAUGCGCCUACGCCGAUUAUAGGUAAAAAUUGUUACAAUAGCGUCUGAGGUGGUUGGUACGGUCUGUGACCAAGGUGGAGCCAAUCAAGCCGCAUUAAAUCAACUAAUUUCUAAAACCAAGGAGAGUAAUCGCGAGGAAGAAAGACCGGAAAGUCGAUUUUUUGGGUUUGAGAUUAAUGGGGCUGAUAUCAUCCCCCUUUUUGAUGUACCACACCUUUUUAAGGGGAUACGGAAUAAUUUGAUGAAAAAAGAUUUAACUUUUACACAAAACGGAGAGUGUAAAACUGCUAAAUGGAAGCACAUUGAGCAGUUAUACGCAAUAGAUAAUUGCGAAGAGACAAGAUUAGGUCCAAAAUUGGCGGACGGGCACAUCUUCGAAAAAAAGAUGAACAAAAUGAAAGUGUCUACGAUGGCCCAAGUAUUUAGCCAUACUGUGGGUAGCUUAAUAAAGCGAUUAUCAAAGUGGGAUACGAAAACGGCGUAUAAUGUAGAUGCUGAAGGAGUGCAUACCGGGGAUUUUAUUCUUUUUAUAGACGAAUUGUUUGACAGCCUUAAUAGCAACAAUGCGCAUGCCCCUUCAAACAAACCGCUGAAGAGCGGCUUCAGGAGGAAUUCCCCUCACGAGGAAUUUUGGAGAAAUGCCAUAAAAGUUUUGGAAACUGUCCGCUGGUACAACCUCGAAAAAGGAAUUAAUGUUAAAAUUCCUUCAAUAAUUAAUUUAAUUAAAACAUUGAAAGGUUUUAUAGAAAUCAAACGAAGGUUGACUGCUCGAGUUUCAUACGUGCUUUCUCGAGAAAUAAACCAGGACUGUCUGGAGAACUUUUUUGCGUCCUUAAGAGGACAUGGACGCUUUAAUAAGUCCCCGGACGUUGCUCAUUUUGUUUCAAGUUUUAAAGCGCUCUUGGUGAACAAUUUUUUCUCCAGACAUUCACCAAGAGCGAACUGCGAGGAGGAUUUUUCGACGGGGGUGUUGGGCACAUUAAGAUGUUUCCUGACAGGAGAAGAAAUUGCCGGCAUAUCCAGUCUAGAAAAUGAAGAUUUAGCAAUACCAUCGGCUGAAGGUAAUACUCAGCUUCACCAGCAAAAAAGCCGCGUGGCUAAAGCUACAAUAGCAUACGUAGCUGGAUAUGUCGCCAAAAAAAUUUUACAAAACUAUGGCCAAUGUGAAGAAUGUGUCAAGAUGCUGACACAUUCUGAUGGUGAUGUUCCGAUGGCAGUAAUUGAAGCCAGACAGUACCGCCUGUCAACUCUCACAAAGCCUGGAAGCUAUUUGUAUUUCGUCACAUCAGAAUGUGUCAGUAGAUUGUUAUUUUAUAUUCCGAGAAUAUGCUAUAAACAGUUCAUUUCUGUCCUUUUACGGGAACUUAUAAAUAGUGAACUUGACUUUAAUGUUUUAAAUUGUAACAUACAUCCUACUUUGGGCAAUAGUGUUGUCGAAUUUCAAAUUAGAGUUAUGUUAUUUUAUUGGGCGAAACAAAUAAAUUUGAUUUUAAAAGGGAACAGAAACGAAUUUUUAAAAAAUAAAACUUUACGUGCGACGGACCCUAUCAAAGUUCAUGCCCACAAUAUGUACCUUAAAAGAAAAAAACAGAAUAUUUAACUUAUUGUUUUAUCAUGUAAGUUUUAUUG
Tribolium castaneum (red flour beetle) is the source of this 1973-nucleotide messenger RNA. Its product is annotated as transposable element P transposase. Lineage: Eukaryota; Metazoa; Arthropoda; Insecta; Coleoptera; Tenebrionidae. The transcript has 2 exons. The record is from RefSeq and is a predicted model, not a curated record. The coding region runs from base 586 to 1944 and encodes 452 amino acids.